Messenger RNA from Paramuricea clavata, 4251 nucleotides. Lineage: Eukaryota; Metazoa; Cnidaria; Anthozoa; Malacalcyonacea; Plexauridae. The record is from the annotation of a GenBank genome assembly.
AUGGAUGAGCAUAGACUUAGCGAAGCUGAAACUCAACCUCGAGAAAAUACACGGUCUGCUGUCCGCGAGAGAAGACCGAAUUCAACAAUUGACCAACAAGAAGUACUCCAAGAGAAAUUGAAUACGCUUGAACAUUCUCGUCGGGGCUACCUUGGAUCGCUUACCCGAAUUUACAAUCAAAUCGAUGUGUUGUUAAGCAGUUAUGAUAAUGUAGUUCAAGUAAAAGAAUUCCAUUCAAAGUUACGGUUGGCUUGGCAUCAAUAUGAAGCGUGUUGUGUCCAUUAUUUAACGUUAAUUGACAAGAAAGGCGAGUUAUAUAAACGCGUCAGUGCGCAGUAUGAGGAACAAACGUUCAGAAAACAAACUUACGAUGUUACUGUAGAUCAAUACGUGACUGAUUCUCUUGUUCAUUUUAAUGCUCAAGUUAUGGAAGAUGUAGCUCGACAAAAAACAACCUCUGUCGGAUCUGACAUUUCGAAAAUUAGUAGCGCAACGUCCAAACUUCGCGAAGCAAAGCUGGCAGCGACGAAAGCAUCAUUGAUCAAAAGACAAACUGAAAGUAGAAAGAAAAGAGCUCUUCAACUUGAAUUGGCGAAAAUGGACAUGGAGAUUAAACGUAAGGAAUUUGAAUAUAAUCAACAUCUUGAGCUUGCACAUAUUGAGACGGAAAACGAAGUCGUAACCGCACGAGAUAACACAGAACUGGCAUAACUUGAAGCUCGAAUAGCAGAACAAGAAGUUUCCGAGUUAGCGAAGCACAAAGAGAAAGACAAGGAGAGCAACCGCACAUGUUCUUCCCCAUUAAUAUCCUCAUCUUCGAAUUCAUACCAGGAACGCAAUUCAGCCCAUCCAGCUACAGCUGAUCAUAUCCCUCCCACUGGACAAUCAAACGUACCAAAGGAAACAUCGCCAUUAAGAGACAACCCAAACGCUAAUCGUGCGACAAGUAUCCUUCUCCUUCGUGGAGGUAUCAAACAAACACACCAAUUUCCCACAGAUGCCCCUGCUUAUCCUGAACCAUUGUGUUACCUCCCACCAGCUACAAAAUCCCAGCGUCAGUCAGCAAGUCCAACUCAUGCAAAAAAUACAAGUGAUGUGAACAGAAGACUUUGGAAUCAAGAAGAUGUUACUGUUCCUCAACCUACUGGUUCCACCCCAUUCGUUCAAAAUUCACUCCUCAGUUCUCUGGUAACAACAAUCGAAAAGAUUUUCCUACAAUUCAAAUAAUGAAAUUUGAUGGUUCUCCACAGAGCUUCCCAGUAUUUCGGCAAAGAUUUGAGCAGUUGGUCCAGUCGAAGCUGCUUGACAAAUCGACGAAAAUGUCAUGUUUGUUACAACUUCUCGAUGGUGCGCCGUUAAACGCUGUAAAGAGAUACAAGACGAUUCCUGGUGGUUUGACGCGGGUGAUGAAACUGCUCGAGGAUCGAUUUGGUAGACCAUGUCAAAUAGUACGCGCAUGUGUAGACUCUCUGACCAAAGGACCAAUGAUCGCACCUAACGACAAGCAAGGUUUGCAGAAAUACGCUGAUGACGUGCAAGUGAUGUAUGAUACUCUAAAUUCAAUUAAUUGUCUCGGUGAGAUGAAUGCUGAUAACCUCGAAGAUGAUCCUCAGAUUACCAAGGUGGGCGCAAGGCAAAUUUGCGGAAUAUUUGAAGGAAAUCGAGUGAGGCAGUUCAACGAUGCCGACAUUUCAUAACAUAGUUGACUUCCUGAAAGAUCGUGCAGAUGUUGCAAAUCACCCUUUCUUCAGUAAAACAUCCGAAAGUAAUCGAGAUGAGAAAGUUUUCGGAGGUGGUCAAAGACGCAGUAGUGAAAGACGAACUAUCCUUACAACUCGAAGUAAUAAUCGUGAUGAUGUUUCAAAGGAACAAUUGUGUCCAAUGUGCAACAAUCUUCACCUGUUGUAUCGUUGCAAAGUUUUCAAGUCGAAGUCUCCAGAAAAGCGAGGCGAGUUUGUUAAGCGCAACAGAAUCUGCUUCAAUUGUAUCAACUCAAAGGAACAUAUCUCACGAACAUGCAACUCUUCCAUCCGUUGCAGAAGUCCUGGAUGCGGUAAACCUCACCAUACACUAUUACACAUGAGUUCCCCUCCUAAAGAGAAGAAGACGAAAUCCGAUGUUGGAACAAUGACAUUAUCUAUUGAUGAGUUUAAAUCAACCAAUAAUUUAACUUCCAAACAAAGAAAUGAAGUCUUGCUUCAAGUAAUUCCUUUACGAAUCAUCAACGAAGAUGGCAACCAAGUGUGUUAAAAAACCUGUGUGCCGGGAUGGUGAAAGGUGUAAAGUACUAAAGGCAAAAUAAAAGUCAAGAUUGAUAUCGAACCCUGUUUCGUACAUCGUAAAAUUCCAAUGUGCGGGAAUGUGGCUUGCUUUGCUUUGGUUUACUUGAUUACUUGAUACUUUGCUGAAUACUUCGCUUAUUGCUUUGCUUACUUUGAAUACUUUGAUGUACGAAACAGGGUUCGAACGCUUUAUAUCAAUCUUUGCCUUUAGUACUUUACAGUUUCACCAUCCCGGCACACGGGUUUUAACACAAUUAGAUUAUAGAAUAAAUAGACUUACCAAUGUGCGGGAAUGUGGCUUGCUUUGCAUUGGUUUACUUGAUUACUUGAUACUUUUGCUUAAUACUUCGAAUACUUUGUUGAAUACUUCGCUUAAUGCUUUGCUUACUUUGAAUACUUUACAUGAGUCAGGGUGUUGGCCUUAUAUGCCUGUUUAAAUAUUCGAUGUUUGUCAUGCAUAACUAAUGUAUAAUAUAAUAGUCAUUGUUAACAUACAAAGAACUUAAUAGUCAUUGUUGUUGAAUUAGCCACAACAGCCAACAAUGCUUGUCAAGUAAAGGUUUAGUGGCAUCAAGAUCACUGGUAGAACCAAGUAAAUCUGUCUCAUCCUAUGAUAUAAGAAACUACAUUCCUCAGCCAUCAUCAUCAUCUUUCAGUAGUCCAUCAUGCUUGCCAAGACAAUAUUCAGGAACCAGGUGUUUGGAGCAAAGUCCUAGUAAUGGCGAGACAGUGACAUCACAGCUACAGCAUAUCAGUGAGAUGUUUCCAUUUCUUGACCAUGAAACAAUUUCAAAAACAUUAUCAGAUGCAAAUAUGAAUGUUGAAGUUGCUAUCGACAAAUUACUUGGAGUGACAGGUAUUUAUACUAUUGUACACCUUCACUCUUAUGGACUGCAUGUUAUUUCAUUGUACAGGGGACUCUCGGCGUCAGGUUGUAAAACAGAUCUUAAACUAUUUCCUGUCAGGAAUUACGAAUUUAUUACUUUUUGUCAAUAUUACGACUAUUCUAUUUACAAAAGAACGAUUAAACAAAAAAAUAAAUAAAGGAAUGAUUAUAAAUAGAUAAGUAAGGUGAUAAUGACAAGAAGUCAUCCAGAAACAAUAAGGCUUGUUGUAAUGGGAUGUCUCCUUGAGCAUAAAAUUUAGAUAAAAUAAACUUAUAAACAUUCACAUUUAUGUAAGCACUGCUAAUCCCAAGAGGGGAAUCCAAUCCCUAUUCGCUUCCAAAAACCACCAGUGAACAUGAAAAUAAAUUUAUACUUCAUGCAACUGGUAUUCCAACAUUCUAUUCCUGAAGCAAUUCAACGUCUAGGCAUUUCUAAGUUUAUCUGGGAGAGAACACCAGGGUUUAGUUAGGACCUUGAUAAAGUAUGGUGAACUGUUUUUGUUAGUUCUACAAACAUGUGAUCGAUAUAGACUAGCGUUUCUUGUAUUGUAUGAUGAAUUUGAUUACUAGUAAUAAAUCUAACCAGCUUAUAAGUUUAUAAAUUAUCUCAGUGACACGUGCAGACUGGUCACUGGUGUUAUUAUUCUCAAUUCACUUGCUAAAGUUGGAUUACCUUUUUUGAUACGUCCUGUACAUAGUUCACAUUAGAACUUUUACCAUCCAUCCCCUUUGUUUAUCAUCAUCUCAUAUAUUUUUAUGUGCAAUAGAAAAUAUUACUGCAGUUUCUUAAAUGUUUAUGUAAACUGCAUGUGUAGUUAUUAAUACAGAAUUUAUCGUAAACAAGAAUUUUUAUUUGUUUUGUGUAUCACAGAGCCAGAAGUUCACAAUCAUCCAGAUACUCGUAAUGAGCCAGAAGACAUAGCAGAUGAUGAUGAGCUAUGGGAUACCCCUUUAUUUGAAUCAGUGGUAUUUGCAGGUAAUCCUUCACAGUCUCUCAAAAGGUUUACUCGUGCUGCUGUUAACACGUUUGGAGAAGAGAUGGAUGUCGUUAUAAACCGAAACAAGGACAUGUUACAACAGGUU